Molecule: messenger RNA, 3815 nt
Organism: Nymphaea colorata (pocket water lily)
Lineage: Eukaryota; Viridiplantae; Streptophyta; Magnoliopsida; Nymphaeales; Nymphaeaceae
Product: BTB/POZ domain-containing protein NPY3-like
Exons: 4
Coding region: 1695-3572 (625 amino acids)
Biological process (GO): translational initiation
Cellular component (GO): cytoplasm
Molecular function (GO): translation initiation factor activity; RNA binding; protein binding
Source: RefSeq, a predicted model, not a curated record
AAGUGUUUUACGAGAAGCAUAAAGCAUUGAGCUGUUCCUUUUUUCUUUCCUCCUCUUUUUUCUGUUGUUCGUGAUAAAGGAGACACAGAGGAUUCUUUUUAUUUUUUCUUACGGUGAGUUCAUUCGGAACCAGUGAUGGCGAGAUAAACCUGUCUGAGAUUCCUGGGUUUUCCCUCUUAAUCCGUCGUUUUCUAGCACAAAACGGCUCCUCUUAAUCCCUCCCAUCCCAGUGGUGGCAAGAUAAACAUGUCUUUUGCUGUCUCUUUACUGUCUACACCUGCCAUAUACUCGCCAUGCAUAAAGGUGAAGGCGUCGUUUUGAUCGAAGGGGAAUAUUCGAGUUCCUGCUUUGGGCCGUGGUCUCUGGGAGCGAAGACCCACUGUGCCUGAAGGCUGGUCCCUGUACAGUUCUUUCUUUUUUUCUACCUUGUCUUUCUGGGGGGUUCAGUUUCUUUUGCUGGUUUAGUCUCUGUGCAAGUGGGUAUUGUGCAUUUUAGCUCUUUGUGAGUUUCUUGGGGGUUAUUGUUGCAAGUGGGACGGUGUGUUGUUGUUUUCCUUGCGUCCUUCUUUAACAUUUUUUUUUUGGCUCACUGGGUUGCUUCGUGAUUGGUUUUCCUAAAUUGGGUUUGCCGGGUUUUGUUGGUUUGAGGUCUCUGUUGUUGGUCCUUUUUUUUUUUUCGGGGGAUUCCUUGGCAUGUGGUGGUGCCGGAGCAGAUGAUGGGAUGUGUGGCUUUCCUGUGGUUUUACUUGGCCUGCGCUAUGUGUUAUUCUGCUCCUGCGUUUGAGAAGUUGGAGAUGUGAAGAAAGCAGAAAUGAGCUUUUGAGUCUGUAAUCAGGGUAUCUAAGCAAUGGUUGGGGUGGAGUUUAAAAAGUGAAGGACCAGUCAGGUGUGUGUAGCUAAAUGAUCUUUGCCUCUCAGGGCUGAGUUUUGUGUAAAUGGAGGAGAAGCAAAACUCUGUUGGCCUUGAAGAUUUAUAUUAGUGUUGUAGCAUUCUUUUCUGCUUGGUGGAGUAAGCGCAAACUAAGAAAAAGUUGGUGUGGAGUGUUGUUGUGAUCUGUAGUCGGGCAUUUUGGGCGUUGGGGAGGAGGGAAGGGGAAUGUGGGCGGUUUUAGGUUGUUGGGAUCUCUGAAAAUUAAUGGUUGAGGUCAUCGGCAUUAUUUAAAGGGUACAGAGUGGUGGGGAAUGCAUAGAAAGGAGGAAAUAUUUGUCAAGGGGGAUUGUGUGUCAGUUUUGUGCUUGUGGGUUUCUCAGGCCCCGUGCAUUUUUUAGUGGUUCGAGUCUGUUGGUAAUGUUUCCCACGCUGACCAUUCCGCCGCAGCCUAUGGGCUCUGUUGCAGAUACAGGAAACAAGCUCCUAGCAGCAGCAUCGUUGGAGAAGUAAAAAAAGAAAGAAAGGGAUAGGAUUCCUGACCAAGAUCGUCUUACUCUCUUACUUUCUCUCCACUAGCUUCCUCUCUGUUCGUCAACGGGUUUUCUUUCCACCCCAGUGCACCUUCGCAGUUUUUGUUUUCUCUUUUUCCUCUGAACCUCUGGGCUUUUGGUAUCCAGAGAUAUAGCUGCUGAUUUGGGCGUGCCAUUUGAAGAAGGGGCUUUGGUCUUUUUUUUUUUUUGCUUUCUCAUCUCUCGACUCCCUCGCCCUGUGGCCUUGUUAUAGCAUCAAUCCUGCCUAAAGAGAAGGAACGGGCGUUCUCAAGAUGAAGUUUAUGAAACUUGGUUCCAAGGCAGACUCCUUUCAGAGUGAUGGGAACAUGAGAUAUGUAGCUACAGAAUUGGCAGCUGAUCUUGUUGUUAACGUGGGGGAUAUCAAAUUUUGUGUUCACAAGUUUCCCCUUCUAUCAAAAAGUGCACGCUUGCAGAAGCUACUAGCAAAUAGCAAUAAUGAAGUCAACAAUGAAGUCCACAUUCCUGACAUCCCUGGUGGGGCUUCAGCCUUUGAGAUCUGUGCGAAAUUCUGUUAUGGGAUGGUUGUCACACUAAACCCAUUCAAUGUCAUUGCUGCACGAUGUGCUGCUGAGUACCUGGAAAUGCAUGAGGUUGUUGAGAAAGGCAACCUGAUUUACAAGAUCGAGGUUUUCUUAAACACAGGCAUCUUUAGGAGUUGGAAGGAUUCUAUUAUUGUGCUUCAAACCACGAGAUCUUUCUAUCCAUGGUCUGAAGAACUGAAGGUGAUUGGUCGUUCUGUGGACUAUAUUGCAUUGAUGGCCACUGUUGAUCCAGGACAGGUUGACUGGUCUUACACAUACAGCAGAAGGAAACUCCCAUCUGAAAAUGGUAUUGAUCUGCAAUGGAAUGGAGUCCGACAGCAAAUGACAGUCCCAAAAGAUUGGUGGGUUGAGGAUCUAUGUGAACUUGAGAUUGACUUCUAUAAACGGGUGAUUAUAGCUAUCAAAUCAAAGAGAAUAAUGUCAGGCAACUUGAUUGGGGAGGCACUUAAAGCUUAUGCGCUAAAGUGGCUACCUGCUUUCGGAAGGGAUCAGGUCCAUAGCAGUGAGGCAACUAGAAACAGGUCACUCGUUGAAACCGUGAUUUGGUUAUUGCCUUCAAAAAAGGGCUGCGUACCUUGUGGGUUCUUGCUCAAGCUCCUCAAGGCAGGGACUUUGUUGGACAUAGGUGAGACUGCAAAGAGGGAACUUGUGAAGAAAGUGGGUAUACAGUUGGAUGAAGCCUCUGCUGUUGACCUCUUGUUGCCAGCACCUGUUGGUGAAGGUGGAUUGUAUGACAUUGACAUUGUGCAAAAUAUGGUGGAGGAGUUCUUGAUACAAGAGCAGAGUGCAAGGAUUGGUCACCCAGCAGUGGAGGAUGAGCUAUUAGCUGACGAGAGGUCAUCGAGUUCUGUCUCUUAUGCUUCCAAGCUUGCAGUUUCUAAGGUGAUUGAUGGCUACCUUGUGGAGAUUGCACAUGAUCCUGAUCUUCCUCUGACUAAGUUCAUUGAACUUGCUGAGAUGGUACCAGAUGCAGCACGUCCUGUUCAUGAUGGACUAUACCGUGCAAUUGACAUCUAUCUUAAGGAGCACCCCGGUAUAACCAAGAGUGAGAAGAAGAGAAUAUGCAAGUUGAUGGAUUGCAGGAAACUAUCAAUAGAUGCAUGCGCACAUGCUACACAGAAUGAACGACUGCCAUUGCGGGUGGUGGUACAGGUCCUCUUCUUUGAACAGGUGAGAUGUGGAGCUAGUGGUGGUCUUGGGUCGGUGGAUAUAUCAGGUGCGAUACGUACUCUCCUACCACCAGAAAAUGGUGGUUCAAUUGGAAGCUCAAGGACAGCGACUACGAAUACAGAGGAAGAUUGGGAUGGUGUGGCAGCGAUAUCAGACGAUCUGAGGUCCAUCAAGAGGGAGUUAGAGGCCAUGAGGGUUGGUGGGGGCAAGAGAGGUGGUGGAGAUGUGAAAAACACGGUCAAAGUGAGCAGCAAGAUGCGGGGGAUUCUGAAAUCCGGCAGAAUUUUUAGUAAACUUUUGUCACACAACCAGAAGGGUGAAAACAGUAGCUCUGAUACAUCUGAAAGCCCUGGUUCUGUGAAUCCAGGAGAGACCAAGUCCACUCCGUCCAGGAACAGAAGGCGUUCAAUGUCGUAGAGAGAAGGGAAAAUGUGCAUGUCUCUCCUAGACGGUACUUGGUGGGGGUUGUGGUUUUUUAGGUCAAAGAGGAUGGAAGGUGGUGGGUGGAUCGUCACCCUCGCCUACCCUUUCUUCUUUAUACAUGCAAAAUAUAUUGUUGCUGACCAGUACUUGGGCUUUUGGAUUAUGGCCCAAUUUUGAUGUACCAUAUCAAAGAGGAAAUGCCACGUUUAAUGGGAUCUGUUGUCCUUUUCUAUUGAA